AUGAACUGUUUACCGCUUUUUGACUUUUACGUAGCGCACGAUAAUUUCAUUGCUCCCCCGCCGCCGGAACCGCCUGACACAGGGAAGAAAGGUAAGAAAAAGAAUAAGCCAGCGAAAAAGAAGGGCAAACAAAAAGUUGUUCCGAAAAAGAUUGUCCUACCUUCUGAUCCUUUACCACAACCACCAUACUUUGGCGUCGGCAACUCAGUUAUGUUUAUAUCGAGACCAUCGAAGCUGGAAGAAGUGUUAAGUAAAACACCCAUUUACAUAACUGUUUGGAACAGGGACGAGGGAUUUAACUGCAUAGGUUUCUGCAUAGUGGAGUGGCACGAGUCUUUCUUCGAGUGCCUGAAAAGAUCUGGGCAGUUGAACCCCGUGAACAUGGAUAAAGGUGAAUUCAGAGACUCGUCCAGAUCUGAAAUGAUAACUAAUACAGUGGAACUCACUAGGAAUUUGCAGUGCGAGGAAGAUUUGAAGGCUUCCGGUGAGAUAGACUUUUCUUUACGCUUGACGUGCCUGGGUAACAACGUGGUCAGUUACUUCGUGGCGUUGCCUGAGAUGGAACGAAUACCGGGACGCAAGUAUUUAUCCGAUGACCUAAAACUCAAAGACGUAGAGGUGGUAAGACAUUGGGAGGGCACAGCGAUAGAGGCGGUUCCGCCUAUAGCUUACUUCUUCGGAGCGCCAGACAUAACCAAAGAGCCCAUAAAGCCAGUCGAAGAGCCUCAGGUCUUUGAAGAAUUUGUCGCACCAUUCACUGCCAGCGAACUCACCAUUUUGGCUAUGGGCUUCCCAAAAGGGCCGUGCGGUGGCACGAACUGCCCUAAGCGAAUGGACUUCAGAGGCAGCCAGCAUCAGUUCAUUCACGGUGAAACUGUCAAAGGUAAAUAUGAGCACGGUCAGUUUGUAAACAAAAGGGACGUCCAUGGACCUUGCGGUAGACUGGACUGUCCUUUGGCCAAGAGAGUUCGCUCCUACCUUUGCUCUGAAGGUAGCUACAAGCCGUGUAAGAAACCAUGUCCAAAAGAUUAUUAU
Iphiclides podalirius (scarce swallowtail) is the source of this 1035-nucleotide messenger RNA. The record is from the annotation of a GenBank genome assembly. Lineage: Eukaryota; Metazoa; Arthropoda; Insecta; Lepidoptera; Papilionidae.